GUGGUUCAGGCUUCAGCAGCCUUGGAGAGGCAUCAGCUGAGAAGAGCUAUCACAUAGGCGCUAGGAGCUGCUCAGCAAAGAUGCCUUCAUGAGGAAGCUGGAGUCCAGAAGAGUUGCAGAGUGAGUAAUACCCAGACCUGGAACUAGAAGCUGAAUCUCAUGCUCCUUCCACGCCCCAUUCUGAUGAGAAAAUCAGAAAUUUCACAAAAUCAACCCUAAAGCCAGAGCACUGUCCUGGAGAGGGGAGACAGGAGGAUUUAGAAUUACCCUCAAAAGGGAACAACAACAAGGAGAACUAGGAAAGAACGAACAUGGAGAACUAAAAAAAGAAAGCGAGAAAAGAGGUGCCAGAGGUCACUCGGAAGGCCACUGUAGAGUAUGUGAGGAUCCGUCCCUACACAGUGCUACUUCCCAUCACCGGGGCUGAUCCUGGGGCUACCUUCUGACAGAAACUGGACAUGACCUACUGAGUUUGGAGCAGCCUGGCCUGGCACUCUGUCUAUAUAGGAGCCCAGCUUGGAAGGCUGGUGAUAAGAGCCUGCCAUACAGGCUCCAGAAGGCCCCCCAACAAAAUUGGGAAGCCUGGACCUGGGCUUACAUCCCAGGGUUGUGGAGUAGGAUGGGGGAUGGGCCUGUGACAGGAAGUGCCCUGGGUGUCCUCUUUCGGCCCCAUGGAGUCCUCAGCCAUCCCCCAGUCAUCAGGAAACUCGUCCACUUUGGGAAGGGCCCUUCAAACCCCAGGUCCCUCUACUGCCAGCGGGGUCCCAGAGUUGGGAUUACAGGACGUGGCUUCAGAAUCUGUGGCCCUCUUCUUCAUGCUCCUGUUGGAUCUCACUGCUGUGGCUGGCAAUGCUGCUGUGAUGGCUGUUAUUGCCAAGACACCCGCCCUACGAAAAUUUGUUUUUGUCUUCCAUCUCUGUCUGGUGGACCUGCUGGCUGCCCUGACCCUCAUGCCACUGGCCAUGCUCUCCAGCUCUGCCCUCUUUGACCACGCCCUCUUUGGGGAGGUGGCCUGCCGCCUAUACCUGUUCCUGAGCGUUUGCUUUGUCAGCCUGGCCAUCCUUUCGGUGUCUGCCAUUAAUGUGGAGCGCUACUAUUAUGUGGUCCACCCCAUGCGCUACGAGGUGCGCAUGACACUAGGGCUGGUGGCCUCCGUGCUGGUGGGCGUGUGGGUAAAGGCCCUCGCCAUGGCUUCUGUGCCAGUGUUGGGAAGGGUCUACUGGGAGGAAGGAGCUCCCAGUGUUAACCCUGGCUGUUCUCUCCAAUGGAGCCAUAGUGCCUACUGCCAGCUUUUUGUGGUGGUCUUUGCUGUUUUGUACUUCUUGCUGCCCUUGAUCCUGAUCUUUGUGGUCUACUGCAGCAUGUUUCGAGUAGCUCGAGUGGCUGCCAUGCAACACGGGCCGUUGCCCACGUGGAUGGAGACGCCCCGGCAACGCUCUGAGUCUCUCAGUAGCCGCUCUACUAUGGUUACAAGCUCCGGGGCUCACCAGACCACCCCACACCGGACGUUUGGGGGUGGGAAGGCAGCAGUGGUCCUCCUGGCUGUAGGGGGACAGUUCUUGCUUUGUUGGUUGCCCUACUUCUCUUUCCAUCUCUACGUUGCCCUGAGCGCACAGCCCAUUUCAACAGGACAAGUGGAGAAUGUGGUGACCUGGAUUGGCUACUUUUGCUUCACUUCCAACCCCUUUUUCUACGGCUGUCUCAACCGUCAGAUCCGGGGCGAGCUUAGCAAACAGUUUGUCUGCUUCUUCAAGGCAGCGCCAGAGGAGGAUCUGAGGCUGCCUAGUCGAGAGGGCUCCAUUGAGGAGAAUUUUCUGCAGUUCCUCCAAGGAACCUCUGAGAACUGGGUUUCUCGGCCCCUACCCAGUCCUAAGCGGGAGCCACCCCCUGCGGUUGACUUUCGAAUCCCAGGCCAGAUUGCUGAGGAGACCUCAGAGUUCCUGGAGCAGCAACUCACCAGCGACAUCAUCAUGUCGGACAGCUACCUCCGUCCCGCCCCCUCACCAAGGCUGGAGUCCUGAUGGACACCGGGAGGGAGAUAAAGCUUGGGGCUGGUUUAUGAUCUCAAGGACUGCUUUGGCGGCUGGCUGGGGUUUGGGCUAGGGUCUCUGGACUUAGCUU
Mus pahari (shrew mouse) is the source of this 2121-nucleotide messenger RNA. RefSeq names its product G protein-coupled receptor 61 (gene Gpr61). Gene Ontology annotation, cellular component: plasma membrane; signaling receptor complex; endosome. Gene Ontology annotation, molecular function: G protein-coupled receptor activity. Lineage: Eukaryota; Metazoa; Chordata; Mammalia; Rodentia; Muridae. The record is from RefSeq and is a predicted model, not a curated record. The coding region runs from base 672 to 2021 and encodes 449 amino acids. Gene Ontology annotation, biological process: G protein-coupled receptor signaling pathway. The transcript is spliced from 2 exons.